This is a messenger RNA of Musca domestica (house fly), 1896 nucleotides long. RefSeq lists its product as uncharacterized. The coding region runs from base 246 to 1730 and encodes 494 amino acids. The record is from RefSeq and is a predicted model, not a curated record. The transcript is spliced from 4 exons. NCBI's taxonomy places the organism in Eukaryota, Metazoa, Arthropoda, Insecta, Diptera, Muscidae.
CGUCAAGUAGUUGGUUUAUUAUGCGCAGUAGAUUCGUCAGGUUGCAAAAUAUCGAAUUUUGUGUGGUAGGCGAAGCUGAAACGAAUGAAAGAAAUGUCGACGAAGGUGGGUGUACAAUAUUGUGGUCUUGGUAUGAUAGGGUUGAGGCUAAACCUUGACAUCGGAUAGGUGGUUUUUCGCAGUGAUAUUUGGAACGACAACAGUUUUAAGCCGAGGAUUAAAAAGGCUACAAUAUAAGGAGAGAAAUGAAGAGGAUUACGCUGGUUGUGGCAGCCGUUGUAUUACUUACAUGCAGCAAUGCAGAGAAACUUAGUAAGGAAGAUGGGAAAAAGGCAGUAGUGGAAGAUAAUUACUCGAAAGCAGGCGAGGAUAAAUUAGAAGCAGACAUAGCUGAAUCGGGGUCCAGCAAGAAGAGCAAGGAGGUACACAAGCGAGGCGUUUUUCACUAUGGAACGUUAGCAUCUCAUGCAGCAUGGCCUAAGUCUUACGCUGCCCAUUACGGCUAUGGUGUACAUUUGCCCACUUCGUUUUCUGUAGCCCCGAUUGCCGCCAGCCAUAUCCAUGUUCCAGGAUCAAUUAAGUAUCACAGUGGAAUUCACUACAAAGCUGUUGUUCCAUCUGGUGUAGCCGCUGUUAGCUCGACUGUCUUGCCAGCGGUGUCGACGUUGAGUCCAGUACACGCACACCAAGCUGCUGCUAGUGUACCAUACGUCAUCAGACCUGGAGGAGCAGUUGUGCAGUCUUACAGCGUAAAUUACCCUCAUCAUAAAAGCAUUGUUCCUGUAAAAGCGGUUCAUGCAUAUGGUACUGUUGCACAUGGUUUAAAUAGCAUUCAACCAGUUCAUCAUGUUCCAGCUCAAGCAAUUCCUCAUAUUCCAGCGCAACCAAUACAGCCUGUUGUCCAAACAUUUGUGCAAGCAGCUCCCGUUGCUCAACCGGUUCCUUCCGUUGGUGUAGUAGCGCAAUUUCCUUCGGGUAAUUUAGGUCCAGUACUGCCUGAUAUUCAGGCUACACCGUCGUUUGGAAGUCCUCCAACAUUUUCUGUAGUUAGUGGAGAGAGUGCAGCGCCUGUGGUGCCACCAGCUGUCCCAAAUGUGCCUGUUGUCGCACCCCAACCGCAACCUCCAAAUGUUUUCUAUCCAGUUAACAUUCAGCCACCAAUUGCACAACAACCGCCUGCAUUCGUUAACGUUCAGCCAGCCAUUGCACAACAGCCACCUACAUUCGUUAACGUUCAGCCAGCAAUUGCACAACAGCCACCCACAUUUGUCAACUAUAAUCCGAAUGUUCAAGUUCCCUCGUUUGUGCCUGUUGGUGGAAGACCAAAUCAGAACCAGCCAGAUUUCGGAAGCAAUGAAGCUGCGCCUCAGAUUCCCGUUCAACCAACUGCGGCCGCUCAACCAGAACCUGAACUGCCAGCUAUUCAGCCAGAGCCUGGGCAACAGCCAUGGAAGCCAGUGUUAUAUCAGCCUCCAACUGUACAAAGUGAAAUAAAUCGGCCUUCAAAUACACUUUUGCCACCUUACGGCAACACACCGGCAGAAGGUUACUUGCCACCAGCAACAAAUCAAAAGGGUCGACAGGAAUACAGGUACAGCAACAAUUUGCUUGAUCUCUCUGAAGCCGACAUACAAAAUAUCUUCCAGCAAGCUAGUAUAGCUGCUCAAAACGAUCACAAUCAUGCGCACGUACAUCCUCAUACAAUUCACAAGUACCACUCGCAUUAUUAGGAGCAUGUAGUGAAUGAAUAGAUAUUUAAGUAUCUUGUAUGUUUGGUGCUGUAAGAUUUCAAAAGUAAUAUACACAUUUAUUUAUUUGGAAUUAAGACGUUAGCUUAUGGUGUUUAAUGAGAGAAAUUGGAAUAUUAUUAUAUAAAAUCUCCGAUGUAUUCACUAA